GCUGCUGUCAUUGAUCCUCAUGGAUACCCAGCUUAAAAUACCACAUUUAGCUCCGAUUGCUUUUAAGUGUCUUUGACCUGUGUCUAAAGGGGGUCUGGGAGCUGGGGGUCCCCCAGAGGGGCUCUGCUUUCCACAGGGGAGUGAUCCCCAUCCUUCCCAUCCCUGGGUCUUGCAGGGACUUCUACACUCCCAGACUAUUUUGGGAGAGUUUAAAAAUAUCCUGCCUGCAUUAAUGGGCAAUAUUCCCAAUGGCGCAGCAGCCCCGCGUGGACACGGAGCAGCCCUCGCCCCCCAGCCUCGGAUAUGGCCCCCCCCAGAAGCCCCUCAGGGCCGGCCCAGGGGCUGUAUCCUGCGGUCCCAGGCACUGAGCCCCAUCCCAAAUGUCUCUGAUCGCCAUGACAACGCUGACUUCAGCCUCUGCCACCUACUCAGGCUCAGAGACACUGGGUGCUGGCUGAUGGAUUGGUGCGGGCACUUGACCGAGGAUGUCCUCGAUGUUCGGCAAACCCCGAGCCAGCGCCGAGCGGCCGCCCCAGAGCCCCCUCCCCGAGUGUAAUGUGGCCAUCCUGGGGUGCCGAGGGGCCGGCAAGUCAGCCCUGACCGUGAAAUUUCUAACCAAGAGGUUCAUCAGCGAAUAUGAUCCCAACUUGGAGGACACCUACACCUCAGAGGAGCUGGUGGACCAGCAGCCUGUGCUGCUGAAGGUGAUGGACACGGCUGACCAGGAUGGUCCCGGGAACUGCGAGCGCUACCUGUGCUGGGCCAGCGCCUUCCUGGUCGUCUACAGCAUCGAGGACAGGAGGAGUUUUGAGGGCUGCCAGCGCUACCUCGAGGUGCUUGCCCUGCAUGCACGGGGCUGCCAGCGCCACUGCCCCGUGCUCCUGCUGGGAAACAAGCUGGACAUGGACCAGUACAGGCAGGUGCCCUCAGCCGAAGGGAUGUCCCUGGCCAGCAGGUUCGGGUGCCUCUUCCACGAGGUGUCGGCGUGCCAGGACUUCACAGGGGUGCAGCACAUCUUCCACGAGGCCGUGCGGGCGGUGCGGCGCCAGGCGGAGUGGAACCCGCCCGCCCGGCCGCUCCUCAUCACCGAGGACCGGCCCUGCCUGCCGGUGGCCACGGCCCUGGCCCUGCCCACCCACCACGGCUUGGCCACCUGCACCUUCAACACCCUCUCCACCGUCAACUACAAGGAGAUCCCCUCGGUGGCCCAGGCCAAGCUGGUCACCGUCAAGUCCUCGCGGGCUCAGAGCAAGAGGAAGGCUCCCACGCUCACCUUGUUGAAAGGCUUCAAGAUAUUUUAGGACACGUCCCUGUGGGCUGUGGAGAGGGAGGUGAGAGACCCUCAGCCAUCCCCCUGGCUCUGCAAGGGCUGAGACCUUCUGUGAUGGACUCACGGGCAUCUCAGCAGCUGCUGGCAGGUGGUGGCCCUGGUCUCUGUGCCAGUGCAGAGCCAGCGGUGGGAAGCUGGCAAGCAGGAGGGUGCCAAGAGUCCAACAUGUUGCAUUGUUCUGCCUGCCCCUGCCCAGCACUGCUGUGGUGUUUGUACCCUGUCCUGCCACUGGCACCAGGGCCAGCUCGGUUUUCCAUGAAGAUCCAGCAGCUCCUGGAGGAGCCGGAGCCAUGGGCACCACCAGGAGGGCAAGGGCCGUCCCCAGGGACCCCAACCAGCUUGGGCUCCGGGCACACAGCAACAGGAGCCCGAGAGGGGACAAUUAAUCAUUAAUCCAGCAUGGAGGAACCCAUCUCGUUCAUCCCACGGGUCCCUGACUGAGCAAUAAGUAGGAGGAAUUUUUAUUUUAUUUUAAAUCCAAAUAAAAAAGGUGCAGAUACUGUUUCAGCUGACUGAAGGCCUCAGGUGGCCCGAAACUGAUUCCCACACAGCGACCUAAGUCACACCAAAACUGCUGCUUUUUAAAUCAACUUUUUACACUGCAGUGUCCCUUUCCAAAGGCUUUGCAAGGAGACGCUUCACUGAUGAGGACAUGGUCUGAAAAGCCUUUGUUUAAAAGACUCAUGUAUCUCCAAAAAUGUCCUAAAUUAUUUCAUGGCUUCUACGUGUGCCCAGUGAAGGGCAUGAAAGUAAUCCUGGAGCACACCAGGCUCUGCCUGUGCCCGAGCCAGGGCCAAGGGCUGGGUGUUUGGUUUCAGGUGCUCUAUCAGGUUAAAUGUUUUGCUUCUCCCUAGAGCUGCAGCUACUCUGCAGAGUAAAAUAUCCAUGUGUAUAUUUGUACAUAUAUCCAUAUAUAUAUAUAUGACGUUACUGACAGAGAGAGAUUCAAUAUGGGAUUUUGAUCCACCACUUUGGAAAGUAUUUUAAUAAAGAUGAUUUCUGAAAAGAAUAAAA
Chiroxiphia lanceolata (lance-tailed manakin) is the source of this 2344-nucleotide messenger RNA. RefSeq names its product RAS like family 12 (gene RASL12). Lineage: Eukaryota; Metazoa; Chordata; Aves; Passeriformes; Pipridae. The transcript has 6 exons. The coding region runs from base 486 to 1301 and encodes 271 amino acids. Gene Ontology annotation, molecular function: GTPase activity; GTP binding. The record is from RefSeq and is a predicted model, not a curated record.